Messenger RNA from Astyanax mexicanus (Mexican tetra), 2014 nucleotides. RefSeq lists its product as uncharacterized. The record is from RefSeq and is a predicted model, not a curated record. The transcript has 29 exons. Bases 113 to 1657 code for a protein of 514 amino acids. Lineage: Eukaryota; Metazoa; Chordata; Actinopteri; Characiformes; Acestrorhamphidae.
AGACUGGCCAUUAGAUGUGUUUCUAAAGGCAACCAGCUCUUCCACACAUCUGUCUGUCUGUUUGGUCGCCUGUUCUUCUCUGUGUGUCCGUCUGUCUGUCUCGUCUGCUGCCAUGUUGGGACAGAGACUCCUGCAGACUUCAGUGGUGCUGUGGCUGGCACAGGUCACUUUACAAGGAGGUGUCAGACCCCAAACUGGAGCUCUAGGGAGAUUGGUGCCAAGUCGAGGUGCUAGUCUUGGUGCUGUUGGUCUGGGUGCCAAGCCAGGAGUAGGUGCUGGUAUUCUCGGAAGCCGUGGCUAUGGAGGCAAAGCUGCAAAGGCAGGCACUGGCCGUUACCUUGGAGCGGGAGGAUACAGGCCGUUACAAGGUAGAGGAGGAAUGAAGCAAGGCUACGGAGGAGCUCUCGGAGGUUAUGGUGCUGCUCUUGGAGCAGGACUUGGGAACGGUCUGGGAAUGGCUCUGGGAGCUCAGGCAGGAAAACUUGGACGAGGAUACACUAAUGGCUAUGGACUCCAGCCAGGUUACGGCGCUGGUGUAUACCCUGGCGUUGGACGCGGCAGUGGGCUUGGAGGAGGACUACCCAUUUCACAGGGGGGGAAAGGCAAUGGAUAUGGUCAAACUCCAGGAGUACCAAAUGGACAAGGUGCUCCAGUCAACGGUUACGCCCCCUCACCUCUGGGUCCCACUGCACAGGGAGGGUAUGGCUCUGGAGCUGGAGUAAUGAAUGGAAAGGGAGCUAAAGCUAAUGGUAAACCAGCAUGCUACGGCCCGGCCGCAGGAGUGUCUAAUGGAGCCGGAGGAAUGAGCAACGGCUAUGGACCUGGGCCAGCAGGAGUAAACGGACAAGGUGGUAAAGGAGGAGCCAUGUUCCGUGGAAAUGGUGGCAAACCGUCCAAGACUGGAUAUAAUCUUGGAUUGGGCAGCUAUCCCGGAGCCGGACUAACUAAUGGAUAUGGAGCAGGUAUUGCCCCAGGUGUUUAUCAAGCUGGUAGAUUGGGCAAACAGACUGGCUAUGGCAAUGUGUAUGGCUUUAAUGGAUAUGAUGGUGGCUAUGGAGCUGAGCUUGGCUAUCCGGCAGCGCUUGGCGAUGCCACUGGGCUUGGAAGCAAGGCUGGUCUGGGAGCUGGAGGCUUUGCAUCUCCAACACUGGGACUCAGCGCUGGCCUGGGAACUGGUCUCGGCACAGACGCCAAGUCUGCUAAGUAUGGUGGCGCCACUCCUGGUUCUGUGCUCGGUGCUGCUGGAGGUCAGCCAGUUGUGUCUGCGGGACUCGGCCCUCAAGGCAAAACAGGUGGCUAUGGAGGCGCUCCUUACGUGGGACAGACAGCAGGCCUGGUACCUGACGCUUCUCUGGGUGGAACUGGUGGAGUCCUGGAACCUGUGACUGGUGGAGGUGUGGGUCAGUAUCCUUACAAUGGAGCAGGAGUUGUCCCAGCCGGACUGGAAGGUGAAAAUGGAUAUGGAUACGGACCUCAGCAGCUCAGUAUGGGAACUGAUGGAGGCAAAUUAGCAUAUGGGGAGGGAGGAGCCUAUGCAGCACAGCCAGCAGGCUAUGGUGCAGCCAUGGGGGCCGGAGGUCAGGGUCCUUACGGAGGAGGAAAGGACGAGAGCAAGUACAACCUGGGUGGUCUCUACGGAAACAGAAUCAAAGGCUGAUGUCUCAUGUGACUUGAGCGUGAAUUUGGCUUCGUCCCCAUCCGUGUGUCCCCACAUCCUCCAUCACUGUUUAGUUUAAUGUGCCAGUGUGUGUCAUCCGCCUGCUGUGUUUUAGCUGUAAUUUAGUCCUUGUCAUUCUUGUCCUUGUUUGUUCAUGUGUGUAUGUGUGUGUGUGACUAUGUGUUUGUAUGUUUGUGUGUGUGUGAGAGUGUGUGUGUGUGUGUGUGUGUGUUCUUAUUGUAAUGAUGGUCCUAGAUUGUGUCGUUUGUGUUUCCUCCCUCCUUCUUCGCUGUUUUUGGGAGCGUGUCCGACUCCUGUUGUUGGUCUCUGUAUCCAACUAAAACCUUUUGCGCACUA